Dreissena polymorpha is the source of this 7883-nucleotide messenger RNA. RefSeq lists its product as uncharacterized. Gene Ontology annotation, cellular component: nucleus; cytoplasm. Bases 209 to 5077 code for a protein of 1622 amino acids. The transcript has 17 exons. Gene Ontology annotation, molecular function: poly(ADP-ribose) glycohydrolase activity. Lineage: Eukaryota; Metazoa; Mollusca; Bivalvia; Myida; Dreissenidae. The record is from RefSeq and is a predicted model, not a curated record. Gene Ontology annotation, biological process: ATP generation from poly-ADP-D-ribose; regulation of DNA repair; carbohydrate metabolic process.
UUCAGACAACAAGAAUAAAUGGUUGCAAUUAUCCUGUGCCUUUUAGUCAAGAAAUAGAUGUAAAAAAUGUUCAUUUAAUUGGACCUGGAAAUCAACCACCAAAGAUAACAGAAAACCUUUUAACAAAAGAUUGAAAAUGAGGUGAAAUAGUAAGAGGAAAGGAAGUAAAUUGACUCGACCACAGGAGCAUAUCCUGGAAAGAUUAGAAAUGACCAGGAUUGUCUUCCCCUGUGACCACCCAUACUGGUGGAUAAUCAAGGACAAGCUGAUUUCACUGAGAAAUGACUGUUUACAGCACCAUCUGGACAUGCAGUCGCUGGCCGUUAGACAUCAGUCCAUGGUAGAUUUUAGUAAAGAUUGCAGUGACAGACCUCCUAAGCCCUGGUACAAGACCCUGUUUGCUGGUCUGUGCAAGUACUUUGACCAGGCUGCUCAUGUCGCUGAAUUGCCGACGUUCCUCGUUGAGACUUUUCCGGCCAUCAUAGAUCUGGCGUUGGAAAUAGAAAUAUUGCUCCCCACUGAAGGCAUCAGCAUUAGUUCACAACAGACUGCUGGAAGAAGAGAAAUUUCGAGACCAUUAUGUUGGUCAAUAGUUGCCUGUGCGUUUCUUUGCCUAUUCCCGAAUGAAGAGCGUGGAUUUCAAGCAAAACUGGGUACAAUCAACUUCAACAAGUUCUUUCACUUCCUGCCCAUGCCGUCACAGUGUGCCAAGCUGCAGUGUAUUUUGACUUUCUUUGAGAGGAUUAAGGCAGAGAGGGACAGACUCCCUGGUUGUGUUGUCUUUGCCAGACAGGUGAUCAAGCCUGAAGAGUUGCCUACCCUGGAUACUUGGCUCAACUGCUCCAGCCCCCUGUGUCCAGUGGUGGUCCACGAGGAGGGGCUCAUAGAGGACGCAGGCUGUCAUACCAUUGAGGUGGAUUUCGCUAACCGCCAUGUGGGAGGUGGUGUUCUAAACAAAGGUCGGGUACAAGAAGAAAUACGUUUCACUGUGUGCCCAGAACUUCUUGUCUCGAUUCUAUUUAUGGAAGAAAUGGCCGAGAACGAGGCUAUCAUUAUCAGCGGCUUUGGUCAGUUUUCUGUGACAUGCGGUUACGCAGCGGGGCUGGUGUUUGUGAGCAUGUACAAGGAUGAUGCGAAGACUGAUGAGCAUGGUAACCUGUUGCGGACCCUGUGUGCGAUAGACGCGGUGUCCUACCGGGCAGAUGACCGCUGGGGGAGUGGAGAGGGUGUGGUCGGUAGGCAGUACAUGGACAGAUGGGUGCUACGAGACCUCAACAAGGCUUUUGUUGGUUUCUGUACUCCAUUCACCAUACCUGAAGAAACCAGCCCAUUGCCAGAAGAGCACUAUUUCACUCCUGAUGGGUCUGUUCACGCAGAACCACAUCUAGAUGUCUACGAACAGUUUGCUGAGAAUUUACUAGCGUCAGUCUUCCCUCAAAGCCUUGCCAGGGCCUCCAGGCAUGUUCAUGACAGAGACUCGAGCACAGCUACAGGCCAUGAUUCAGUCUCACUCAACAGCAUGGAGUCUCUGUCCCACGAUUGCGCACACAGCCAGCGUCACUCCAGCAUGGACCACCUGGACGUGGGAUUCCGAGAGUGGUAUAACCAGUACCGGCGACGGAGCUCAAACUUGAGUGAUCUCAGCUCAAGGCGGAGUAGUUACGACCUGGCGUCUCGACGCAGCAGCGGGUGUAGCCAACGAGGCUACAGCUCGGAGCUCAGCUGCUCAGAUUUUGAGGAGUAUAACGAGAAUAGUUUGCAGAAUCAGGACCAGCGGUUUAAAUAUCAUACAAUCAAGGAAGAGGGCGGUUCUUCUACCGUGUUGGAAUUCGCGGCCAGUUUGGCCGCAUGCCUGGUACGUGCAGGGACAAUGGAGGCUGUGGUUAGGAGUCCUUCACCUCACGGUUACCCAGUGGAUUUUCUACAAGAUGGCAAAGGUUACAAGAGACCUGCCGCUUUCCGUCUUUCUUCAGUAAGCGCACCUGAUACUCUAGUAAACCCGAGCGAGGAAGAGCCAGAUUUCCAAAUGAAUGAGGGAUGUGUUCGGAAUUACGUGCAUAAUUUGUUUAGCGAAGUCUGGCCGUUUCCAAGUGAGGAAGACUUUGAGUACAGCACUAGCCUUUGCAAUGAGGUCAGGAAGGAGAUUCAAAAAGGUUGUGCUAUGAGUUCAAGUUUAAUUGGGGUCAGUCGUGCGGAACCUUUGGUUACUAGUGAUGAUGUUGAUAGCAGCAAUCCAGUUGAAUGUCAGUAUGAUGCUUUAAAUGAUAGUUUUUCUGUUGUCUGUGAAUAUAAUGGUGCUAAAAACUCUGAAGUUGAUGAACAAAUUUUGUUGGCUGUGGCUGAUAGAAUAGUUUCAAUUGCUUUUCAAGAAGCUCUUAUUGACUAUAGGUGUACGUUGAGUGUUCAAAACUCUCACAUGUUUCAGUGUGUUUCUGAAAGUAGCCAAUCCGAUCAUUCCAUGGAUGUGCGGGACCAAUCAGAAUCGAGCUGUAGUGACACCAGUAGCCAAUCAGAGCUGAGGUUACAAAACAAUAUAUAUGCUGAUCCUGCUGAAAUAGUUGCUGAGAAAAUGGUUUCAGGACUUUUUGGCAAGAACCAACCUGUGACAGCAAAAGCAGAUUCAAAAUCUGAUGACAUGCAUAUGUCCAAUAGGGAUUCAUGUAUAAAAUACAGUGAUUUGAAAAUUGACCAAUCAGAAUCUGGGUGUCAUAUAGAAGUAGGUUUGGACAGCCAAUCAGUAUCUGUGUUACAAACAUCUGACUGUGAUAUUAUUGAGAAGGCUGAUAUUGAUAGCACAAUUCCGUUCAAACAUUCCAGCCAGGUUAGUGAUAACUUAACAGAAAACCAACGAGAAAUCUAUAACAAAAUUGCAGACAGAAUUUUAAUGGGCGGACUUUGUUUCACUAGUGCAAAAAAUUUACCAAAGUGCAAUCUAGGAAGAUCUGGCUCAACGCCAAGUUCAAAUGCUCUCAAUUCACAGCCAUCAUACCCAGUUGAUCAUCCAAGAUUUGAUAAAAAAUCUGCUAGUCAUGAUGAAUCAAAAUUCGGAUUAAGCGUUGAUAUUGAUGACUCGUAUGUUCAGAACAGUUCCUCCUCCUCAUGCCAUUCAUUUUCUCAUGAAUAUUUGACAGGCAGUGAUGGGACACGAUCAAAGAUUGUGACCCAAAGACUUGAAGACAGUUCACAAGGAUUGCGACCACCUGACAUCAGUCAACCACCAACAAAUACAUAUGUGAAUAGUAACUUAUUGACAGUAAAAAGAGGAAAAAAUAUUGAGAACAAAAACACGAGCAAAUCAUCUCAAAGGAAAAGUGCAUCAUCUGAAACGUCAAGAAGUAAACAGUCGAGUUCGAGCCUUGAAACUUCAAGCUCAGCCUCAGAUAGCUCUUCCAAACUCGGUGCUGUAGGGGGUGUACCUAAAUCGCAGCUACCCGCCAAUACUUGCAAAACCUCGCAGCAUAUUUGCGCGAAAGUAAAAAUACAAAAGUCGCAAAGCAAAGUGAAAUCCAAACCCAGUUACCCGUUUCUGACGGGAAAUAAGAAGAACUAUGAUCAGUUUGCGAACAGCCUGUCUCGCGAUCUAUUGACCAAUGCGUUCCUACAGGUACAAGAGCAUCAGGAGCUUGUAUCGUACCCACGGAGGAGUAGCGAGCCCAUGCAGAUCUCAAAUGAUGCGGCACUGCGGCGGCUUGAACAUUCCAUCAAUCACAGAAACGGUCCCCAAGGACAGAAGAGCAAGACAGAUGAAGACAUCUCACAGAUGGACUGGGACGUCUCUCAACAGUUCAACAACCGUCCCUCAUGUGGCUUCAGGGACCCUGUGCUUUCCAGAUUUGCUGAGGAGCUAAUGAAAGUUGAUGUAUCAGUGCCGCCGUUGAAACUUCUUGGUGCUGACGCCGUUAGCGUCAGUAGCUCCAGCCAGUCGGUUUGCAGCACCUUUAGCUCAUUUAGAGACCCAUUACUGGCCUCAUUCGAGGAAGAAUUGCUUGGUUCCAGUGGAAAGUCCUCCUGUGGUGCUAAAACAAAGACGUCUUGGUCAAACAUGAAAAAUAUACCUGUGGUCUCCUCACGGCACGUUGGCAUCAAUUGGAAUCACCAGGAAAGUAACCAGAAAGGCCAAGGAAGUGCGAGAAGUAACCAGGGAGGAAAUUUGAAAAGCCUUAAUAGCAACAUUGGAGGAAAAAGUAACAAUAAUGAAAUGAGUGCAAGCAAAAUGCAUAAGGUUGCCAACAAUGUCUCGAGAAAUGGUAAAACAAUCGUCACAUCGUCUUGUUCAAUGCACAAUGACAUUAGCAGUUCUAUUUUUCAUUCCGUUUCUGAUCUGGCAGGUUCUUUGGCCAUGACAAUUCUGUGUGAAGCUGUAUCGUUAGCAGCCAAUGGUAAUUCCAGUGACUCUCAAUGCUGGUUAAUUAAAGUCAAUGUGUACGGAGAGAUUCUUGCAAAAAACGUUCUGGAUGCAGCCAUGGAGGCUCUGAGAAGUGUGAAGUUUGUUGGAGAUGUGGACCAGGGCAACAAGAUCGUGUCUUGGUGCGAAGAAACUGAUGGCAAAGAUAGAACAAAAAAAGAGAAUGGCCAGAGACAAAUGGACAGGGAAGGCAGUUGUUCUGAGUCUACGCCUAGUUCCGGGGAUUACGAGGACGCCUAUGACUUGCCAUAUCGUCAACUUGAGGAAUUUGCGGACGUGCUCGCAUCUAAAGUUCUCAUCAACUCUGUGGCCAUUACCAGACGUGAGCACAUGAGUAACCUUAGGCGGAAACACGGACGUCCCAUCACUACGGGGAACUGGGGGUGUGGUGCGUUUGGUGGGGAUCCCCACCUGAAGUCCCUGAUACAGUGGAUGGCGGCCAGCUAUGCUGGAUGUCCAUGCAUGCUUUACUACACCUUCCAAAACCAAAAAAUGGACAGGUUUCAAGAGGUGGCAGACAUCAUUAUACAGAGAGGAUGGGACGUGUCCAAACUAAUGCAGGUGGUACGCAGGUACUGCAUGACCACGAACGAUGAAAUCGACACUUUCGGCCAACCCACUAGGGAGCUGUUCGAUGUAAUUCUUCAAGGCGAGAUUUUUCCUAAUGUGUGAAUUUGUGUGUGUGUUUCAAGGUUUAAAGUCUUUCAAGCCCUAAGGCUGCAUUGUGUAAGAACUUGUGUGAAUUUAUGGGUGGUUAAAUCAGUUUUGUUUCACCCCAGUUUUUCCUGAAGCCUGAUGGAUAGUUGAAACUGUUCAAUAACUGUAAUUGAAUCACUCAGGAGACAUGUGACAGUUAGUAGGCUGGAGCUGUAUCAAUGGAAGUAUAAGCUGAACACGGGGCCUGGAGUGUUCAAAAGCAUGAUGGACAAUUGAAAUUGUUCCUUAACUGUAAUUGAAUGUCAUUCCACCUUUGAUAUAGGGUGGUAUGCUGGUAUAUUCUCACUGCGAAGAACAAGACCUGUGAGCCACAUUCUGAAACAUUUUGAUGUCGUACUUGUUCAGGGCGUGCAUAUUAUUUGGUAGAAAAAUCAGUUUUUGUUUAACUCAUAUCGUCUUUAAACAAUGGACCAGUAACAGAAUGAAGCUCCAUGAUUGAUUUGUGGGCAUGUUGAAAGCUGCAUAUUACCAGAAUUUUACCAGUCAAAUUUCCGUUAAUAAAUAUGGGUACUGGUAAUAAGUAUGGGUACCGGUAAUAAGAGAUCCAUCACUUCAUGGGUUAGUACCUGUUUCAGCCCUCAUGUAUGUUUUUGUUUAAAGAUAGGAUCAUCUUUUGUUCAUUAAAGAAGUGAAAUGUUAAAAGUCUAUUGAGUUCUAUAGUAUGAUAUUAAUGUUUUUUUGUACUUGAAAUGUUUAAAUAGAGAUGUCAAAUCAUGCCAUUUUUGAUUGUGUACCUUAAAAGUGUUUGUUGGAUUAUGAACAAAGAGUCACUAGAUAUGAUUGAUUUGCUUUUGUACCUCGCUGCAUGUGGUACAAAUGGAUAGACAAUUUUGUGAGUGCUACAUCACUGUGUAAUUUGAGUCAUCAUCUUAUUGAGUCAAAUUUUGUUAUGCAAAGAUUCCUGUGAAAAUGAUAUUUCUAUUUUUAUGUUCUUUUAGUCUUUAGUACUUAAAUAUGUAUAGUUUCUUAAUUUAGCAUAAUCUUGUUGAAAAACAUAUUUUUGCACAAUGCAAUCAAGUUUUUAAUAUCCGUAUUUGUGAUAUUUUAGUUGCUAUUAUUUUUAGGUAUCCGGUUUGAUCCUUUUUAAAGUUGGAUUGCAUUGAAUUUUACUAUGCUUAAGAAGAGACAUACAAUUAAGAGUGUCAAGUUGUGUUAACUAAUUAAUGGUAUAGCCUUUUGCUGUUAAAGAUUAAUAUUCCAUAUGAAAAAAAAUAAAAAAAUAUUAGCUUUUAAAAGUAGAUUUUUUUAAUGUUUAUAUUUGUAUUAUAUGUUGACUAUAAUGAAUAAAAAUGUCAUCAACAAAAACUCACAAGGUUUAGUAUGAACGUUUAAUACCCCUCGGCUUUAUUGCCUUUUUUAAGGUAAUAAAAAAUAUAGGGGACAUUAUGUCACAUGUCUUUUUUUAGUAUUGAUUGGAUAAUAUAAAUCACAAACAUUCUAAUGUUUACCACAUGUUAUACCUUGUUACAGAUAUUACAUGUAUUAUUUACACUGUAAGUAUAUCUCAACGACUACUUGAUUACUUAGGGUGUAUGGAAAAUACACCAGAUGCAUGUGACCACUCUAAGACAAUCGGAUUAGGUUAUUAUUGUUGGAGGUGAGAUAUACCUUCAUUACUUUUUGUAUUAGAGAUAUGUUUAUUUUUGUUAUGUUUGCACAGGAAAAUCUAAAUUUUUAUUGGCUAAUUAUUUUUGACAUGUUAAAAAAUCAAAACUCCUGUAAAAUUUUAGAAAAACAUGGGGUAUUACAAAAACUGGUUUUUAAAAUGUAUAUACCUUUAUAACAAGUCAUGUACACAUAAUGUUUAAAUUACCCCUACUGCAGUGAAUAAAUGGUUGUUUUGAUAACUUUUGAUUAUUUCCAUUCUAUAAAUCAUCAUUUGUUAUCUGUAUACCCUUGUCUUUGGUUGGUUUUAUGUAGUCAAUUCUUUGUAAAAAACAAUUGAGUUGUUUAUUUGUCAAAAGGCAUUUAAUGCAAUGUGAUUUAAUGACUGUUGCAUAUAGACAUUUAUUUACAUAAAAUCAUGUAACAGUUAAUUAUACAGUAUUUUAUUGCUUUGUGUAAAUAAAUUUUCUGCAGGUCUAUAAAAAAGUAGAAUACAAAUCAGUUACCCUUUAUUUCAUAAUUGUUUACUAUUCAUAUGUUAUAUAUAUUUCUCUUCAAAAGAUGUUUUGUAUUGUCUUUUGUAUAUUUCAUUUUUUCGCAGUAUUAAAACUUCUUGUUUUGCUAUUCAAUUACCGGUAUAGUAGUCUGUUGAAUUGUCAUCUGCUUUGAAAAAGACAUAUUAAUGUUCUCAACGUUUAACACACUUCUAAAGAAAACCAGUCAGUGAUGUUUUUUAAUUAUUGUGUAUAUACCGGUAUUGCUUUUGUUAAUAAUAUAAAUUAUAUUUCAAUAGUGUUGAAUUUAAAAAUAAUGAAAAAUGCAUCUGUUUUUCCAUGAUGCACAUAACAUAAUUUUUCUGUGAGAAGGUCCCUUAAAAUAUUAUACUGAAAGAAUUGCAAUCCAAUCUGUUAAACUUUCUUUAUUUUUAAAUCAGAAUGUUAAAGUUUUCUUCUUUGAUUUUGAUCUUAACCAUUCACAUUUGUUUAUGUUCUCUUAAUUAAAAUGAACAAAAAAAUGGUAUUUUGUAUUUAGAACAUACCAUUUUGUGCAUUUUUUGAUCCAAUUUAAGGACAGCAUUGGAUCAUCUUUUGUUUUACAUGAAUCUUCACCCAAUUUUUUAUGAAAGCAAAUUAAAAUAAAAUGUAUUAAAGGUGAA